UAGUUUAGAUUGGCUUAAAGUCAUAUAAAAGCCAAGCCAUUGCUAUUGUACAGCAUCAGUUUACGAUUUGAAUCUCUUGGAUUAACAUUAACUCCUGUAAUAUUAUAUAAACUUCUAUAACUAUUAUAAAAGUAGAAAUGAAGUGCUUUCCUAUCUUCGCCAUCCUAAUUGUGGCUGUAUUGGUGGUAAAUGCUGAACAAUCAGGAGCAGAUUCUAGCGCAUCCGCUUCAGGACUCGAAAUAGUAUCUGAGAAUCAGCAGAAAAAACAGGAAAAACGUGGAAUUGACUAUAAUACUCUUGGCGGAUACACUAGUGGAUUGGGUGUUGAUGGAAACCUAGGUGGACUUGGAUACAAUGGCAUUCCUGGAUAUAAUAGCGGAGUUGGCUUAACUGGCACAAUUGGAGGUUACAACAGUGGAUAUUACAAUCCAUAUAGCCCCAUACCUAGAGUAGCUGGCCUUAGCGGUAUUUCCAGUUACAACAAUCCAGGAUAUUACAGAAGUGGAUACAAUACAGGAUAUAAUGGUUAUAGUGGUUAUACCGGAUACAAUGGUGCAUAUGGAUACCCAACAGCUGGAUAUAGUGGUUCUAGAUUAGCAAGCCCGUAUACCCGUCAAAGUUAUUACAAUUCAUAUCCAUCAAGUUAUUACAACAGCCAACUUGGGAGUAGUAUUGUAGGCGGUGGGUUGGGACUAGGUGUUGGUCCUACUCCAGUUCCAGUUGUUGCAGGUGGCGGCUAUCAAUAUGGACCUGGGAUUUCAGGAGGAAUAUACUAAACUGAUUUCUUUUAAAAGAACAAAAAAUUGGACAAUUUAUUAAAAUAAAAUUUUUUUUAUAAAGAAACAUUUUACAGAUAGUUAAACAA
This is a messenger RNA of Eupeodes corollae, 865 nucleotides long. RefSeq lists its product as uncharacterized. The transcript has 3 exons. Bases 138 to 776 code for a protein of 212 amino acids. The record is from RefSeq and is a predicted model, not a curated record. Lineage: Eukaryota; Metazoa; Arthropoda; Insecta; Diptera; Syrphidae.